Molecule: messenger RNA, 1447 nt
Organism: Schizophyllum commune H4-8
Lineage: Eukaryota; Fungi; Basidiomycota; Agaricomycetes; Agaricales; Schizophyllaceae
Exons: 3
Coding region: 303-1352 (349 amino acids)
Source: RefSeq, a predicted model, not a curated record
GGGGGAGGGGGUGGACGGGGACGACGGGUAGGGAGCUCGCGCAGACGAGGGUAGGGAGCUCGCGCAGACGAGGGUAGGGAACUCGCGCAGACGACGAGUAGGGAGCAUGCGCAGACGACGAGUAGGAAGGGGGAAGGGGCGGGGGCGAACGAGGGUGGGAGGAGACUGUCGCGUUGUGCUCUCCCUCGCGUGUUGUGCUCUCCCUCGCGCGUUGUACUUUCCCUCGCGUGCUGUGCCCUCCCUCGCGUGUGUCGCUCUCCCUCGCGUGUGUCGUUCUCAUAUUGACGACCCUCGCCUCUCAUAUGCCCGACCCCGCACUCCAUCGACCCCUCCCUCGUCAAGUCGCCCCCUACACUCCUUCAGUCGACCCCUGCACUCCUUCAGUCGACCCCUCACUCGUCAAGUCGCCCGCGCUCGUCCGGUCGCCUCUCACUCGUCAAGUUGCCCGCGCUCAUUCAGUCAAUUCCCGACUACGGAAGCCGCCUCCCCUUCCCCACCUGCCCACCCCACCUCCCUCUCCUUCUUUGACCCCAACCCUCUCAUCCCCACCUCCCUCCCCACCACUAUCCCUCUUUGACCUCCCUCUCAUCCUCCUCCCCCCACUUCCCUCUCCCUCACGGUCACGCCGCACGCUCGACACGGCGGUGGCGCUGCAGCUCGACACGGACCUGGUCGCACCGUACGCUCGAAACGGCGGUCGCGCUGCCUGCUCGACACGGCGAUCGCACUGCACGCUUGACACGGACCUGGUCGCACUGCACGCUCGACACGCUCCUCGUCUUGCCCGCUCGACACGGACGGUCACGCUGUAUGCUCGACACGGCGGUCGCGCCGCAUGCGCGAGAGGCCGGUCGCGCCGUACGCUCGACACGGCGGUCGUCUUGCCCGCUCGACACGGCGGUCGUUUUGCCCGCUCGCCCCGCUCCUCACCUUGCCUGCGCGACACGGACCUGGUCGCCCUGCCCGCUCGACACCGCGGUCGUCUUGCCCGCUCGACACGGCGGUCGUCUUGCCUGCUCGACACGGCGGUCGCGCCCUCGAGAGGCCGGUCGCGCUGUAUGCUCGACACGGCGGUCGCUCCGCAUGCUAUGCUCGACACGGCGGUCGCGCUGCCCGCUCGAGACGGCGGUCGCACUGCAUGCUCGACACGGCGGUCGCGCUGCAUGCUCGAGACGAAGGUCGCCCUGCCUGCUCGAGACGGACCUGGUCGCCCUGCCCGCUCGACACGGCGGUCGCGCUGCAUGCUCGACACGGCGGUCGCGCCGUACGCUCGAGACGGCGGUCGUCUUGCCCGCUCGACACGGACCUGGUCGCACCGUACGCUCGACACGGCGGCAGGUCGCGCUGUAUGAUAGCGCGACACGGACCUGGUCGCACUGCCCGCUCGACAGCUGCAUGAUAGCGCGAGCCGGAGGUCGCGCUGUCCCUCCUUUGACUCAGAGUGUGU